AUGAGUCGCCUCAUAUGUUCCGGUCGAAUGCUGGGCGGCACAGCCAUCCUGCUGUCAACCAUCAUUAUUUUGGUCCUCUUUGUCAACCCCCCACAGACCCGAAUUCUCCACAGUUCGUCCCCUCAAACCACAUCUUCCAAGCACAAUUCGUCACCCCCAUGGAACCCCAGUGAUGUGCGAUGCAGCAGCGGACUACCCGACACCUCCCACAUCCAGGUGGUGGUCAAGACUGGCACAAACAUCAUCUACGAUAAGCUCCCGACGCAACUCCUCACAGCCUUGCGAUGCUGCCAAGACCCGCUUAUUUUCGCCGAUUCCGAGCAAGACCUCGGUGGCUACCAUGUCUACGACGUGCUCGCGAACGUCAAUGAAACUCGGAAGGCCACUCAUCCCGAUUUCGCCUACUACCGUACCAUUCAAGAGUACUUGUCCUCGGGCCGGGACAUCCGGCAACUCCGGACUUCGCGUCAGGCCGCCUGGGACCUGGACAAGUACAAGUUCAUCCACAUGCUUGUGCAGACCUGGGAGCGACGUCCCGGACACGACUGGUAUGUGUUCGUCGAGGCCGACACGUACCUCUUCUGGGGAAAUCUAGUGCAGUGGCUGGCGCGGAUGGACCCUGCCAAGCCACUCUAUCUGGGCUCGGCGGCGACCUUCCAAACCGAGAAGUUCGCCCACGGAGGAAGCGGGGUGAUCCUAUCGCGUGAAGCCAUGAAGCGUGUCUUAGAUGGAGAUGCCGAUCUGGCUGCACGAUAUGACGAGCGCAUGCACGACGAGAUCUACGGCGACUUUGUGCUUAUGAAAGCCCUCAAGGAAAAGGGCGUCGAGCUUAGUAAUAAAUGGCCCAUGAUGCAGGGCGAGAAGCAAAAUACGCUUCCUUUUGGGCCCGGUCCCAAUUCAGGGUCCCGACAUGGAUGUCAGCCGUUGAUUACCAUGCAUAAAGUUACGCCGGUUGAUGUUAAUGCGAUGUGGAAUUAUGAGCAACAUCGUAAACACCCACAGGAACCACUCCUCAUUAGUGAGCUGUAUGACUAUUUCAUGGGUCGUGCGCUUCCCUCGGAGCGCGAUGAUUGGUAUAAUCUCUCCGAUGACUUGAUGUUCCGUGCGCCCGGGGUUGAAGGGGAGAGACAGAAGUCGCCCUCGGAUAUGACCCCGGUCGAGAAGGAAGCGUAUAGCUCUUUCGAGCAAUGUCAGAAAGCUUGUAAGGAGCAUUCCAAGUGCUUCCAGUUUGGUUGCGUUGACCUAAAUAAUGAGUGUGUUGUACCAUUGUCGCAGUUGAGUCCAGAUGUCUCAGAGACAAGCUACGAUAAACAAGAUACCAUAGCCACAUCAGAACCCGUUAUAGAUGGCCAUGGCUCACGUCCCCUUAAGCGACGAAAGACAGUCAGUGGUCUUCACCUGGCGCCACAUAAUCAAAAGGCUGUCAUCAAAGGAGCUGAAUCUCAGAUCGACGGCUACGCUACACCGGAUUCAAAUAGGACGACUGACGAUGCUCAAAAGUUGUCUGUUCGCCAGGUACAUAGUGACACUAGGUUUCCCCAACGGAAAAACCCAAGCAAAGAUACAUCUGCCCCAGUCCUAGAACCAACAUCAACCGACAAGCUUAUUGCGGGUAUCUGGCGACAAGUGUUCUCACCUGUUCAACUAAGCCGAUUCCAUUCUGUCAUAGAACCCGGCAUAGACAUUCGCACUGGUGUUAGUGGAGAGGUAUUCCGGGCAGUCAAUACCUUGUGCUUGAAGUACUAUAACCAAAGUCAGUCCUCGCGCGCGCUUGAGAUGAUAGUGCAAGCGUACUGGAUUGAAUGCUACGAGGCUCGUAUUGCUGUUCUUCGCUUAGAAAAUCCCAACCUGUCGGCUAUGGAAAUCCGAAUGAUGGGCUUGAGGGAAGCAUGUGCGGUUCUCAACUGGAAAGAAAAGGAUCUGCGGAACCGAAUCGCUAUCUGGCGCGGAUACAAGGAAAUCAAAGAUGCUGGCGGUUGGGCCAGUUUGAUAUUUGCAAGCGCCGGGGUAUACCGGUUCUGCAAAUACCGUACUGGCUUUGGAGAAGGUUUCUCCACGCGCCUCCGACAUAUCCGAUCUAGUCUGGAGGUUGCCGCCGAUACGCUACAUCCGGACUGGAGGGAUCUUCUCCAGGUGAUUGGCCAACAAGAGACACGGCAGUACCACGGCCACCCACACGAAUGGGUGACAGUAACAGGAAGACCAGCAAUUCCCUUGACUUCAACAUAUGAGCAUCUUCAGCUCCCCAACGGCUUUCAUUAUCGCUUUAUCGAUGAGUGUGUGCUGGACACUGCUGCUUUUGGCACAGAUGACCCUCGCCGGGUCCCUGAAAUAGAUCCGGAUGUGUGUUUGGUGUGCAAAGAGAGGCAGUCUGAUGAAAUCGACAAGAACCAAUGUUCAUGCUUCCCCACACUGUUCGGGGGCGUGCGAAAUCCAAUACCAGUACAGUUGUUCCAUACAACCAGCGGGAAGAACAACGGGGUCAUAGCUCGCAGUAACUUCGACCGUGGUAUUGCUAUCGGUGAGUUCACGGGUCUCAUCACCAAAGGCAUUGAGGGAGUCGACGUAAUGCUAGGUGGCACUCGCACAAGAACGUACCAGAUCUUCCAAGGGCAGAUGGGCAAUUUCACACGGUUCAUCAACCACUCCUGUCGUCCAAACAGUCAAUUCCAGCGAUUCUAUUGGCGGGGAAAGGAGCGCGUAAUUGUUGUUUCGCGAGGAGUGACGGCGGGGGGUGAGAUCACCGUUGAUUAUUCAGAUCAUUAUUGGAAGCAAUUGAACAAGACAUGUCUUUGUGGGGAACCGUGCUGUCGAUUCCGAGAGAGAAGAUAA
Molecule: messenger RNA, 2832 nt
Organism: Aspergillus pseudotamarii
Lineage: Eukaryota; Fungi; Ascomycota; Eurotiomycetes; Eurotiales; Aspergillaceae
Exons: 8
Coding region: 1-2832 (943 amino acids)
Cellular component (GO): membrane
Molecular function (GO): glycosyltransferase activity; protein binding
Source: RefSeq, a predicted model, not a curated record